This is a messenger RNA of Monomorium pharaonis (pharaoh ant), 4890 nucleotides long. Its product is annotated as extracellular serine/threonine protein CG31145. The coding region runs from base 1705 to 4851 and encodes 1048 amino acids. The transcript has 8 exons. Gene Ontology annotation, biological process: protein phosphorylation. Gene Ontology annotation, cellular component: Golgi apparatus. The record is from RefSeq and is a predicted model, not a curated record. Lineage: Eukaryota; Metazoa; Arthropoda; Insecta; Hymenoptera; Formicidae. Gene Ontology annotation, molecular function: protein serine/threonine kinase activity.
GACGGGGACGCAGCGAGCGACAGUUUACAGCGAGCUGCUGAUGUGCAAGUUUGCUUGUGGCGUGUCUUUCGUUUUGAAAAUUGCGUGGCCACGUGGUUUGUUUUCCUACAGGACUCUUGCUUUAUAUCGUUAUAUACACAUUGCAAAUUUGCGUGACGUUCGUUCGUAAAUUGGACCGCAUGCUUUGUUUCAUUGCAAUUUCAAUUGACAUUUACAAAGUUUAUUCUUCAAUCUUUCGCGGUAUUGCAAAAAAUCGGUGUUCAUAAAAUAUUUUCGUGAGUGCAACAUUUAUUAGUAAUAUUCUUUUUGCAUUGACAAAGUUUGGCUGUGAUCCACGGAGAAGGCGAUGCGACGGUGAGAACGCAGAGUGUCGCGGUGUCACACAUUUUUCUUGAGGUUCAGUUAAUUCCUUAGUUGUGAUUGACCGUUUGAUUAUUUAUGUGAAUAGUAUAAUUCUUUAAUAUCUUUUGUGAGUGCUUAAAGCACGGUAAGCGUGCUUCGAGUACAGUUUAAAAUUUUGUGCGUGCAAAACAUCGGCGCGUUUCGACGUCAGAUCACCCUUUGCGAUUAUCCGGAACUCUGGCCGACAGGAGAUGUUCCGAAAGUGCAAGUUGCAGAGACACGACAGCGAUUACCGACCGCCCGAUAUACACAGAUAGCCCAAAUGAUUGUAGAAAGUCACGCGAAGGAUUUAAAUCGAAGUUAAAAUUGAAAUACGAAGAAUCUCAAUCAAAAAGCGGAAGAUUUAGAUCUGAAAACGAAAACAAUGAAGGAUCAAAGAACUUCAGAAUAAUAGAUGGAUCCUUUGAGUUAUCGAAUGUGAUCCACGAUCAGUUAACAAUAAAUCAUGUUGAGAGAUUCAGAAAAGCGAAGAGUUUCUUGAAGAGAGUGUUAAGAGAAAAUGUAGGCGAGAGAUGCAACGGAUUACUAAAGACUAUUAAACAAGGUCAAUCGUUGCUAAAGAAAAAUACCCAGCGGAAUUCCGAUUCGAAGAAGGAUGUUGAAGAAAUUUCUUCGCCGUUGAUUGAAAAUACUCUAGAGAAAACGCCAUUGGAUAGUAUAAACAAUCAGUUGAAUUUAAUAUUAGAAAAAGAGGAAGAUAUAAGAGAAGAUUUAAAGGAAGAUAUUAAAGAAACUUCUUCGUUUUUAAAGAAAAAUAUUAACAGAAGAGCUAACAGAAAUCAUCAGAAUCCAGAACUGGGGAAGGAUGUACGGAGAAGUUCACGAUUACUGGAGAAAAAUAUUGAGGACAAUUUAUUAUUAGUAAAGAAGAAUAUUCAAGAAAAAGCAUCAGUUAAAAAAGAAGAAUUAGUCAAAAUACAUUAUAAUCAUAGCAGUUUUUUAUUGACGAAAGAGGAAAACAAUAAAGAUAUUAAUAAAAGUUUUUUGUUACCAAAGAAAAAUGAUGAAGAUUAUUUAUUGACGACAGAUCUCAAAAAGGGCAAUGGAAAAAAUUUAUUGUCGUCAAAUAAGAAUAUCCAGAGAAAUAAAACUAAUGGGAUUUCUCAAUUGACAGUGGAAAAUGUUGAAGAAACUAAAUUAUUCUUAAAGAAGUAUGUUCAAGAGAAUCCGUCAUUGAUAAGAAGUAAUACUGAAAUAAGUACACAUUUAAUAAAUAAAAAUGUGGAUGAUAAUUCAUUAUUAUAUACAACAGAUAAGACAUUAUUAUAUACAACAAAAAAGAAUAUUUUGAUUGAUCCGCUAAUGCAAUUGACAAAAAAAGACAUUCGAGAGAAUUUAAACUUGUCAGAAAGUGUCUUUGAAGAAGACAUAUUCUUAUUAGAAAAAAAUUCUGAGAAAACUCUGAAGUUAACAGUUAAAAGUUCCUUAUUAUCACAGAGAAAAGACAUUUCUAAUGAUCCAAAAUUACUAUUAACAGAAAUAAUUAUUCAAGCUGAUUCUUUAUUGACGAAGAAUCUUAUUUCUUCAACUGGGAAAGACAUUUUUAUAGUUUCACAAUUAAUAAAAAGGGAUAUCCCCAAAAAUUUAUUUUUGACAAAAAACUUGUAUUGUCCUAAUAAAAAAGUCAUUUUUUUAGCUAAGCGAGACGUUUUUUUGUUAGAAGAAGAAAGAGAAGCAGACAUUCUUGAAGAGAAUGUAUUAUUGCAAUUAAAAAGAAACAUUGUCCAGAAUAAAUUCCCUGUGAAAGAACCUUGCUUUAUAAGUGAAGAAGAUAUUUUAACUGGGAAGGAAGAAGAGAGAAGAAAGACUAUUUAUGACAAUCCUUCAUUAAACAAAAACUCGUGUUUAACAGUUGUUGACGAUCAAGCAGUAUACUUUACACCUACUUUAAGAGUCAAGCAAGUCAGAACUGAUUUAAUAAAUUCUUCUUAUCAAUCAUUUAUCAUUCAGAGACGUUUUCCAAAAGACAUUCAACGAAAGGCUCUUCAGGAAUCUGAAAAGAAAGUGCAAAAAGGAAGCAAUGAUAUCUACAAAGUAAAGCGGUCACCUCCACCGAAGGAAAACUGGCCGGGUCAAGAGUUAACGGGAUUUGAUAACAGCGGGUCAACCGAUAAACAUGAUUCGAUCGUGAAAUGUAAACUUAUGGUUUCAGAUCACUUUGCGAAACGUCAGUCGAUCGUGAAACCAUCUAAAGAGCAUAUUAAGAUCUUCAAGAUUUCCUCUUGUCCUGAACAACUAACAAAUAUCUUCGAAAAACUUUCAUCAGUCGACUCUAUCGUUAAAGGUGUACCAGAAUAUACAGAUUUUGAAAAAGACAAGAAGAACACGAGGAAUCCAGCAAUUAAAAUAAAGGGCUUUGAUGAAAACUUGAAACGUCAAAUCGUCAAAGUGCAGGAGUCCAAAAAAGCAUUGAAGAAAUCGAUUGUUCAGACAAAAAGUUCUGAAGAAAUUUUGACGAAUCAAAUUACUGAGGAAGAUGUUAAUAAUUUAUUUAACUUAAAAAUAAAUAAUAACUUUGAAACUUUAUAUCAUCAGCAAUUAAUUCAAAGAGAUUCCAAAAACUGUUUUUAUCUUCGAAAUCAACAAGUUGAUAAUUCUAUAGAUCCACGAUUGCUAUUAAUAGUAUGUUCUAAAGAAGAUCUGGAAAAAAGAUACAUCUCGAAGAUUAAAGAUUCAAUUACAAAGAUAAAAGACCCCAAAACAAUUUUUAGAAAACCGUCCGUCAAGAUACAUACCAAUGAUUCAGCGAAGAUAAUCAAUAAUUUUGAAAUUUUUAGUCAACAAUUGUUCCAGAAAUCUUCCAUUAUUACAGAGCGUCGAUCAGAUAAUUCACAGUUGCCAUUGAUUGAGCAGAAAUUAUUGGAAAGUGAGAAGAAACGUAGAUCAAUUGGCAAGAGACUCUAUAAAAAUUUCACAAUGAGAUUAAACGUCAAAUUUAUUCGUAUUCGUGAUAAGUUAGUGCUAUGCCUAAGUGCACUCGCCAUCGUGUUCACAUUGCUGUUGGUGAUGGAUUUGCAGAUGGACUUGGGUUACAGCGGCCACCAUUUGAAUCCCAGCCACGCUCGAAUUCGAAUCGGCGAUCCACCGGACGCCGACACCGUCUACAAUAAUUUUCGUCGGAAGUUUCUUCAACGCGGUAACGGCAGUCGCGAACAGACUAAUAGCGACGUAACGCCCAUUGUUGAAAAAUCCAGGAAAAACGAGGUAAUGCCAUUGUCGUCGACGAUGAGAAAGCACGACGAUUUCACGGAUUUAGUAAACUUGAUGGUGAACGGUGCGGUGAACGUUGACGAGGGAGUAGCAAGAAUUAGCGGAGAGGAUCGAGAAUAUAAUCCGACGAUCGGAGAAUUGCGAAAGAUGACUUUGAAAAUAAACAGUACGACCUUGGAAAAAUUUCAUCUACACAUCUCGAGAUUGGAGUUAUACUCGAAAGACUCGAAGUACGUGGAUCAAUUGCUUCACGAGAUGGCGACAAAGCCGAUUCUUCAUGUCGUUCAAAAAGACGGUGGCACACAAUUAAAACUGGUCAUUGAUUAUGGUGAUAGCAUGCAAGCAUUGUUUAAACCGAUGCGAUUUCCGCGAGAACAGCAAACUCUGCCAAACCAUUUCUACUUCACAGAUUUUGAGAGACAUACUGCUGAGAUUGCCUCUUUUCAUUUAGAUAGGCUUUUAGGAUUUCGUCGGGCAAUGCCGGUAAGCGGUCGAACUCUUAAUGUUACAACUGAAAUUUACCAAAUUGCCGAUGGUGAGCUGCUUAAGACAUUCUUUGUGAGUCCGGCUGGUAAUUUAUGCUUCCAUGGCAAAUGUAGUUACUACUGUGAUACGGCACAUGCUGUUUGCGGCAGUCCUGACACCCUCGAGGGUAGCUUCGCCGCCUUUCUACCAGAUAAGACUUUCGCAGCUAGGAAAGCUUGGCGGCAUCCUUGGCGCAGAAGUUAUCAUAAACGGAAGAAGGCUCAGUGGGAACAUGAUUCUGAUUACUGUUCUUUGGUAAGAGAAAUUCCACCAUACGAUGAAGGUCGACGAUUGCUCGAUCUAAUAGACAUGGCGGUUUUCGACUUUUUAACGGGCAAUAUGGAUCGUCAUCAUUACGAGACAUUUAGAAUUUUUGGAAACGAUAGUUUUACGUUACAUCUGGACCACGGAAGAGGUUUUGGAAAACCUUUCCAUGAUGAAACGUCUAUUUUAGCACCACUCUUACAAUGCUGCAUCAUUAGGCAGACUACUUUAAGUACUCUACUUCGUUUCCAUAAUGGGCCCAUGCGACUCAGUACUGCAAUGCGGCAAAGUAUGGCAAGGGAUCCUGUAACCCCUGUUUUAUGGGAACCUCAUCUAGACGCUCUAGACCGACGAAUAGGUAUUGUCCUGCAGGCCGUUCGUGACUGCAUUGCCCGUGAAAACUCUUCGCAACAGGUCGUCCAUAGUGAUAAAAUUGAUUCGAAGUUAUAGUUUUUAAUCGCCUAGAAUAAAUAACUGUCAUGUAAAAAA